Durusdinium trenchii is the source of this 1383-nucleotide messenger RNA. The record is from the annotation of a GenBank genome assembly. Lineage: Eukaryota; Dinophyceae; Suessiales; Symbiodiniaceae.
AUGUACUCUGUGAAGGUUCUGGGUCCCAGGCUCACACAUCUUCUUUUGAGGAAGACCUUCUUUGAGCACUUCUGCGCUGGGGAAAGUAGUCAGGACAUUUUGCCCAAGAUGAGAGAGUUGCAGAAAUACAACGUCGGGGGCAUUCUGGACUACGCGGCGGAAGCCAAGGACGGUGAACUGCCGGAGACGGUGAAGCCCAUCGACGAGGAGGAGACGGUGGGAGCACCGUUGAGCAGCCGAAGCUACGACUACGAGAGCGAGGCGCUCUGCGAUGCGAGGGCACAGAUCUUCCGGGUGGCCGUGCGCGGGGUCAAGGACACGAUCCCGGAUGGCUUUGCAGCAAUCAAGCUGUCGGGCUUGGGGAAUCCGGUGUUGCUCGAGAGGAUGUCGACCUGCUUGGCAGAAGUCUGCCGUUUGUACAAAAGACUGGCUCACGAGGACAUCAACCCCAACGAAAACUACUACAUGAUCGAUCGAUCCUUCAAGAUCGACCUUGAAACCUUCAAGACGGGCUGGCUGAAGAUGUUUGAAGGCAAGAGCGAGGACGAGCUGAAGGCCAUGUUUGAUGCGAUGGACGACAACCACGAUGGAUACAUCAGCUAUCUGGAAUGGUCCUCGGGCGUGAAGCUGUCGGAAAUCAACGAGAUGGUCCGUGGCUGCAAGCAUCAAGGCCGGCUCUUCCAAGCGGCGCUGAAUGAAGAAGAGGUGAAGCUCUAUCGAAACAUGCUGAAGCGUGUGCAGGGCAUUCUGGACCUGGCACAGGAGCUUGGCGUGCGCGUGAUGAUCGACGCCGAGUGGACGGACAUCCAGCCGGCGAUCGACCACAUCACGAUCUUCAUGCAGAGGAUUUACAACAAGGGCGAGUUGCCCAUCGUGUUCAACACGUACCAGACCUAUUUGAAGGGGAUGCCCACACGUGUUCAGCGCGACCUGGAUCGAUCCAGGCGAGAGGGAUGGCGCUUCGGUGCUAAGCUGGUGCGAGGGGCGUACAUGGUCUCUGAGCGACAGAAAGCCUCCCAGCGUGGAUUGGAGUCGCCCAUCUGCGAGACCUACGAGGAGACCGAGGAGAACUUCCACCAAGCCAUCGAUUGCAUCCUGGCCCAUGGAGAGGACAAGACGGAGGCCUCUCCUGGAGGUGCUGCGGCCGAGGUGCUGGUGGCCUCCCACAAUCGGCACUCGGUGGAGCGAACCAUCCAGAAGAUGACUGAGAUGGGUGUGGCCCAGGAUCGGGUGGGCUUCGGUCAGCUCAUGGGCAUGGCGGACCAUCUCACCUACACGCUGGCGCGCUACGGGUACAGGUCCUACAAGUAUGUCCCUUAUGGACCAGUGGAUGAAGUGGUGCCCUAUCUCAUUCGACGCACACAGGCCAGUGAAACUGGGUGA